GCGCAUUUGUCGGUAUUUAUCCUAGCGAGUAGUCAGUAGGCUGUCGGAAGCGUGCCUCGCGUUGACUGUCGAGCAUCUACAGAUGCUCACGGCAUGAGCAGCUACUUGGGUGAUCUCAAUCCCAGUACCGCGCUGGCAUCUCUCGCUCGCAACGUGCAAGACCUCUUGCCAGCAGCCCAGCAACAGUGGUCAAGAUCGACUGUCGGCGCAUACCUCGACAAUCUAGCAGGUCUAGAAGGGGAUCGUCAGUCUUUAUAUUACUGGCUCGGAGGUUCGGUAGCACUCGCCUUACCGACUCUGCUCGCGCUUUCAGGGCGCACCUCGCAGGCUAGCAAGCAGACCCUCAGCAAAUCUGCAAAGAAGCGUAAAGCCAAACGGAAGCAAGCCACUACGAGCGGCAAUUCGACUGACGAGCAGACUGCUGGCAAGAUGGAUGUGCAGACGCCGCCCAGCGUCAUCCUUCACUGGGGUCGCGAGAGGUACACGAUCGAGCUUCCGCCAGCGCAUGCACCCCUUUCAGUCUUGCGUUCAUUGAUCCAGCAAAAGACAUCGGUCGCGCCUGAGCAUCAGAAGCUGAUCAUCUCUGGCUUCGUAGCCAAAGAUGAUGCCGCGACGAUGGCCCAGCUCGGCUUGGUCGAUGGACCGUCUAGCAAAGCACAAGUAGAGGAGCCCAAUUUUUCGAGCCUCAUGAAGGGAUGGGGCGCAGCCAUAGGUUUGUAUAACGACGGCAAGAAGAAAAAGGAAAAGAGGAUAACGCUCAUCGCUGCGGCCGAAGCAAGCGGCAGGGUCAGCGACCGUCCUGAGGGAGUAGCAGGCCAGGGGUCAGUAGCUACAUCGGGCCGAAAAAGUGCGGCAAGGGAUGAACCGACGCUAGUACAAUCGAUCAAAGCGAUCUCUGAUGACGCUACCCAACGGCUCGAGACUCAGAUUGUCGAGCUCGAAGGCUCUGCCUCUGGCCAUCCCGUCGCGAUUUCUGCAGACCGCUUAGCGAGUCCGGCCCAUGAGGACUCACGACCCGGCACACCCAGUCAGACAGUGCCAUUGCAUGUACGACUAUCGGAAGCGCUGCUCCAGAUAUUGCUCAAGCUAGAUUCAGUCGACGUGCCCCCGGAAUGGCAGGAGGCGAGAUUGGCACGCAAGAAUGCAGUCAGAGAAGUGCAAAGCAAGCUCGACCGAGUCGACCGCGCCAAGGAGAUGCUCGCAAAGCAUUCGAGCACAGGCUAGAUAUAGUGUUGUACACAUAGUGGAUUACUU
Mixia osmundae IAM 14324 is the source of this 1254-nucleotide messenger RNA. RefSeq lists its product as uncharacterized. Gene Ontology annotation, molecular function: adenyl-nucleotide exchange factor activity; protein-folding chaperone binding. The coding region runs from base 94 to 1224 and encodes 376 amino acids. Gene Ontology annotation, biological process: protein stabilization. The transcript is spliced from 3 exons. The record is from RefSeq and is a predicted model, not a curated record. Lineage: Eukaryota; Fungi; Basidiomycota; Mixiomycetes; Mixiales; Mixiaceae. Gene Ontology annotation, cellular component: cytoplasm; nucleus; cytosol.